AUCACGUGAGUGGUUUGAACCAAUCACAGUCCUUGUCACAGACCUGGAUACGAUUACAUCAGCUGGAUGAGAACGACGAAGUUGUUUCAGAUGUGAAAGAUGGAAUUCGAAGAUCAACUUUCGCCUGCUCAGGUCUCUUUAAAGGAGGAAUUGGCCCUUAUAUUCCCUAAUUUAAGUGCUGACAUUCUGUAUGACACAGUUCUGGACCACAGUAACAAGAAUGACUUAGACCAGUGUGUUACACAUAUAUUGGACCACUGUGACGACUCACGAAUACCGGCUGAUGUGACAAUUACGAAAUUUCUUACAUUGGACUCUUCUGAAAAUUGCACUGACGAUAUGCUACACCAGGCUUGUUCUAUGGAUGCAAUGUUUGUACAAAGUCCAGGCUGUGAACAGCGCCCAGCGCUCGUCUUUGAUGAGUCCUUCAGAGGCGACAACAGACAGGCUUUACGAAUUGUAUUGGUCGGUAAAACCGGAUCUGGGAAAAGCUCCACAGGUAAUACCAUUCUAGAUGAAGAGGCUUUCAAGACUUGUUUUUCAGCUUCAUCAGUGACGGAGAUAUGUCAAGAAGUUAAAGCUAUCAGGUUUGGACAAGGGAUCCAUUUAAUCGAUACUCCGGGAGUGUUUGAUACACGUAAACCAAACACGCAAGUCCUGCAGGAAAUUGCUAGAUGUAUCAGCAUGUCAUUACCGGGACCUCACGUAUUUCUUCUUGUUCUUAAGGCAGGGAGGUUUACUCCCGAGGAGAACGACACUGUCAAACAUUUUGCUGACCUGUUUGGAGAAGAUGUCUUCAAGUAUAUGAUCUUAGUGUUUACAGGAAGAGAUGCGUUAGAAAAAAGACAGUCGUUUGAGGAGUUCCUGCAGACAAUACCACCUACACUUGAUGAAAUUAGAGAAAAAUGCAACAAACGUUGUAUUGCUAUCGACAAUAGCCCAGACAAUAAGUCUCGCGCCAUCGAUGCCGGGAAGUUGAUGCAACAAAUCAAUGACCUUGUUGAGAAACGUAACGGCAAAUGCUACACAAAUGAGAUGUAUAAGGCAGCCGAGAAAAAAUGUCUUGAAAGGGAAGAAGAAAUAAGGCGUCAGAAAGACCAGGAAAAGAAGAAAGAAAAAGAACAAUUGAUAAAACAGCUGAACCAGGAUUUUCAAAAGGACUUUGACCGCUUAAAAGCUGAACAGAAUUCACUGCAGCGAAAAAUACGCGACUGCACUACAGAGAAGGAAAUGUUGGAAGAAAAGUUGCAUGACAGCAGUUUGAAAGACGAAGAAUUGGCAGUGUUGAAGGAAACAUUAAGAAGCGUCGAAACAGAAGCUGAGCAGUACAAAGAACAAGCUGAAGAUGCCACACAUCAGCGGCAGGUGUGCUUACAAAACCGUGACCGACGUAUUACUCAACAAUCAAAGGACUUGGAUCGUAAAUACGACAACGAAAUGAACUUAAGUAUCGGAAUGUCAAAAUCAGCCGCGGUAUUUACAAUGAUCAAAGGUGCUGCGCAACUGGGAUGGGGCAUUUGGAAUUUUUGUCAGUGGCUUGAAUAGAACUGACAAUAAGUAGAUCGCAUACAAUCGUCUUUGAAACGAAUACAUAAUUUUAUCUUUAACUUGGUCGAGACAGCUUAAGCUUUGCCUGAAGAAGAUCGUGAUGUUAUUAAGUACUUAAUAACUCGUUUUGAAUAUAGUUUCCGCUUCCAUCGUUGUU
This is a messenger RNA of Mizuhopecten yessoensis (Yesso scallop), 1705 nucleotides long. RefSeq names its product GTPase IMAP family member 7-like. Lineage: Eukaryota; Metazoa; Mollusca; Bivalvia; Pectinida; Pectinidae. The record is from RefSeq and is a predicted model, not a curated record. Gene Ontology annotation, molecular function: GTP binding. The transcript has 4 exons. The coding region runs from base 100 to 1545 and encodes 481 amino acids.